Molecule: messenger RNA, 1777 nt
Organism: Striga asiatica
Lineage: Eukaryota; Viridiplantae; Streptophyta; Magnoliopsida; Lamiales; Orobanchaceae
Source: the annotation of a GenBank genome assembly
CAAGCUCAAAAGAAAAAGCUAAAGAAACACUACAAAAAGGACAAAUUCCAACUGUACUAACAUAAUUAAUUUACUGUGUUUGUCCACUUAUCCCCACUCUCUGCCUACACGCGUGGCUCUCACGCUUCCCUUUUUAUUUUUAAUCUCUCCACAAAUCACCAAUCAGAGAUACCGAGCUCGAUCGAAUUCUUCCGUCCGCCUCAGAAAAAAGCGCACAACACACACUGAAUACACUCACACGCAAACCAGUCGCCGGUAAACGAGCCGAUACAAAGACGACGGUGAUUAACCCCGGCGAAAGGGAGCCUGCAUCCGGUGAUCAUUACCGUCCGUGCAUACUCUGGCUAUGGAGGAGCUGGCGGCGGCUGAGGUGUACGCGCCGCGUACGAUACAGGUGUGGAGGACACUGCUCAACUGGAUGGCGUUCUUCUUCCAGAUCUUCGCUCAGAUCCUCCGCGGGACGCCGUCGUUUAAUCAGGUCCUCUCCUAUGUCGGCCUGCGCCAAGGAGGGCCUUUCAUCUCGUCUGCUCAACACGCGCCAUCGCAGUUCAAGCCCCUGCCUGUGGUCGAGCUGUCGGAGUUCGGGGAGGAACCAGAAGAGGCGCCUCGUCCGCGGCGAUUGAAUCCGGUCGCCGUUCCGGUCUCUGGUGGUGGGGAGAGGGUGAUGGAUCCUUCACCUCUGGAGAAGCUAACGGUGGUUCUUGAUUUAGAUGAAACUCUGGUUUGUGCAUAUGAGACAUCAAGCUUACCAGCUCUCUUGCGUAGUCAAGCCACAGAGGCUGGUAUAAAAUGGUUUGAACUCGAAUGCAUUUCCUCUGACAAGGAAAUUGAAGGCAAGCCUAAGAUCAACUAUGUGACAGUGUUUGAACGCCCUGGACUGAAGGAAUUUCUAAAACAACUAAGUGAAUUUGCUGAUCUUGUAUUAUUUACAGCCGGACUUGAAGGCUAUGCUAGACCUCUUGUUGAUAGAAUAGACGCUGAAAAUAGAUUCAGUCGGAGACUAUAUCGGCCUUCUACAAUUAGCACGGAGUACCGCGAACAUGUAAAGGAUUUAUCUUGCUUGUCAAAGGAUUUUUGUCGAAUAGUCAUUGUCGACAAUAACCCUUUCAGUUUCUUGUUGCAACCAUCAAACGGAAUUCCUUGCAUACCAUUUUCUCCCGGACAACCUCAUGAUGAGCAGCUUUUGGAAGUUAUCCUUCCUUUGAUCAAGCAGCUCUCUCUACAAAAGGAUGUACGGCCCAUUCUCUACGAAAGAUUCCACAUGCCCGAGUGGUUUCAAAAGCACGGAAUUCCAGCUUCAGGGUGGACAUAAGAUAUAUACACAACAAGUAUAAACUAUAACCACCCAUGAAAAAUUUAAUCUUUCCACAAGGCAAUCUCUCUUGACUGGGUCACGAAAUUUUGUAUAGCCAUUGCCCAGCGAAUGAAUUGAAAGCAGCGCCAGGUGGAAUUAUAAUUAUCUCAAAGUGCUUAUCGAGCUACGGUCAAUCGAGUAAGUACAAUUGUGAAAAGAAGUAAAAGGAUUCUUGUGUAAUAUUAUUAGCGUCUAUUUGUCUUCUACAGUUUGUAUGCUGUUUGUUACGAUGAAUUCUGUGCUGUGGAUGCAAGCCGGUUUGUUACGUCCCCUGUAUAAUAUAGGUUUGUGAAAUUUGAUUGAAAUAAUUGUCUCUCCAUGUCAAAAUCUAAUUCCUGAUGGUGUUUGCUUAAGAAUAGAUACAAUUUUUUUCUUUUUUCCUGGGAAUAUCUUUUUAAGAGAAGAUAAAUGGAUAUACAGCAG